AUGACCACAACAGCGACAGAGCUCAUCUUUCUCGGAACAGGGACGUCUAGUGGAGUGCCCUCUAUACCAUGUCUGACGAAGACCAAGCCGACAUGCAAAGUCUGCCUUUCUACGCUCACGCCUGAAGGUGCCAGGAACAUUAAACGCAACACAAGUGCCAUGGUCCGCUUUAUGCACGAGGAUGGAAGGGAGAGUCAGGAGCUGGGUCCAGUAGCUAAUCUCGAUGAUCACGAUCUCAAUAGGAACAUCUUGAUUGACUGUGGAAAGAGCUAUUACGAAUCAGCAAGGCAAUGGUUUCCGAAACAUGGGAUCCGAAGCGUCGAUGCGCUGGUCCUGACUCACGGACACGCGGACGCGUUCUUUGGGCUGGACGAUCUCCGAUCUUGGUGUUUGGUUGACAAGGAAAACUCCUAUAGCAUCCCUGUCUAUUUGGAUCAGGCAACUAUGGACACCAUCGCGGUUACGUUUCCAUAUAUGGUUGAUCCUUCCAGAGCUACAGGAGGCGGAGAUAUCCCUUCGUUCACUUAUCACGUCAUUGAACAUGACAAAGACUUUGAGGUUGAAGGUCUCAAGUUCACACCAUUACCAGUGCACCACGGAAUAUACAUGUCUACGGGUGAGCCAUUUUGGUCCCUCGGCUUCCGAUUCCAUGACCUGAGUUGGGUCUCGGACUGUUCCAGCAUACCUGACACCACGACUGCAAAGAUCCGUGGCUCAAAAGUCCUUGUCAUUGAUGGACUGAGAGAAACGACGCACCCGUCGCACUUCAGCAUCCCGGAGGCACUCGAAUACACCAACAGUCUGGACCCUAAGCCGGAGCGUGCUUUCAUUGUCGGAUUUUGUCAUUCUGCAGAUCAUUACACAGAGGAUAAGAGGAUGUGCGCCCUCGAUGUAAAGGGUGCUACGGAAUUCAGGAUUGCCUACGAUGGACAAAAGAUUACUAUUUAA
Gamsiella multidivaricata is the source of this 948-nucleotide messenger RNA. Its product is annotated as metallo-beta-lactamase family protein. The record is from RefSeq and is a predicted model, not a curated record. The coding region runs from base 1 to 948 and encodes 315 amino acids. The transcript has 6 exons. Lineage: Eukaryota; Fungi; Mortierellomycota; Mortierellomycetes; Mortierellales; Mortierellaceae.